AUGGCCAUCUCCAAGGCCACUCGUUGGAUUACUUUUGGCAGUACUCCCUCUACGGCUGCACCCGUACAGCAAGCUGCACUUUCUCCCGUUCUCGCCCCAGUCUACGGCUCGGAUGAGAAGCAGUUCGGUUUCACAAAUUUCGGAAACACCUGCUACGCCAAUUCUGUACUCCAGGCGUUGUAUUUCUGUUCACCUUUUCGGGACCUCGUUCUCCAGUCUAUCGAUGCCUCCGCCAACAGUACCGCUUCGGCACCAGCAGCGACCGAGCCUUCCUCGCUCGCUGCCCCUCCGAUGUUGCGCCGUCAGUCAGCCAAGCGCGCACAUAGCGAAGCCGCGCCGAGCGCUAGUACCCAAGACGACCAUGCGGCGAUCCCGGCACACCCACCAACACUCUUCUCCGCGCUGCGCUCCCUCUUCAUGUACAUAUCCAAACACCCUGCGGAGAAGGGAACCGUUGCACCACGUGCUUUCGUCGACAAACUCAAGGAAGUCAAUGAGCUUUUCCAAGGAACCCAGCACCAGGACGCGCACGAAUUCCUCAACUACCUGCUUAACAAGAUUGUCGAGGAGAUCCAAACCGACAAGAAUCACAGAGACGGCCCGCUGGACGGAUCGCACGAUGACCUGUCCGGCUCGGUGGGCACGCUCUCUUCGGCCCCCGCACAGACGUCUUCGAGCAGCUCAUCAUAUGAGCCCACUCUCGUUCAAAAGUUGUUCGAAGGCGUGCUCACGUCGGAGACCCGAUGCCUUACUUGCGAAACCGUCACAUCCCGCGACGAGUCUUUCCUCGACCUGUCCAUUGACAUUGAGCAGAACUCGAGCGUUACGGCAUGUUUGCGUCAGUUCAGCGCGAGCGAGAUGCUUUGUCAAAGAAACAAGUUCUUCUGUGAUAGCUGCGCGGGGUUACAGGAGGCGGAGAAACGGAUGAAAAUCAAGAAGCUGCCCAAUAUUCUGGCUCUACAUCUGAAACGCUUCAAGUACCAGGAGGACAUUCAGAAGUACAUCAAGCUCACCUACCGCGUCGCAUUCCCUCUCGAGCUCCGAUUGUUCAAUACAGUCGACGAUGCGCCAGAUCCCGACAGGCUAUACGAGCUCUUUGCUAUCGUCAUUCAUAUCGGCGCCGGCCCUCACCACGGACAUUACAUUACCAUAAUCAAGGGACCGCACUCCUGGCUAGUCUAUGACGAUGACAAGAUCGAAGCUAUCAAGGAGUCGGAGAUCUCAAAGUACUUCGGCGAUGCCCCGGGCGGCGCUGCGUACGUCCUAUUCUACGAGGCGGUCAACCUCGAGCCCUCUGAACUCGGUAUCCGCCCUGUACCGCCAAGAGCUGCGCCCGCCGAUGUACCCGCGCCGUUACCCGUUGUCAAGCUUCAUGAGACCGCCAACGGCUCUGUCAUCCCCGUCUCCACGCCGCCGGGCUUGAAACCGGGAUCGUCCCAGGAAGAGCUGCAGGUCUCGCAGGAUGGACGCUCUGAGGCAUCGACGUCGACAUCGGCGCCAGCGUCUCCUGUCAUGGUGCCACAGCUGAACGCACGCUCUACACCCGCACUGAGCGUGGUCACAUCACCCGAUCACUUGCCGCCGCCAAUGAGCUCGACUCAAGCCAACGGACAUGCGACGAGUCCGGUGAAGAGCUCUCGAAGUGGAGGUUCAAUUAAGCGCAAGCUCAAGGGCGCGGACGCUGUACCGAGUAGCCCACGCGAUCCUUCACCGCGCCGCCCACGAACCGCACCAGGACCUGCCAGUCCCACGAAGGUCCCUCUCAGCGAAGCCCCGCCUGUGCCACCGUUACCCUCGUUCAAGGUCGAUAGCCCUGUAGAGCCUCCGAAGAGUCCAUUGCGCAAGAGCAGCAAAUGGGGCUUCCGACGGAGUCUACGCGCGAUGGCGAAAGGAGAGGAUAAGGAGGCGAAGGAUAAGGAGAGGAAGGAUGAUGAGCGAGAAACGGUCGGGACGAGCUCGAUGGGCAGCAUCGCGCACAGCAUGGCGAGCGCGCCGAGCCAGGCAUCCAUGGCCGAGUCGGCCGCAUCGGGCAGCUCGGUCUUCCGCCGCGCAUCCCUCCGCAUGACCCAGGGGCACCAAGGUCAUGCGCGGAGGGUCAGCGCAGGUACAUUCGAACCUCCCCCGCCGCUCGCUUCUGCGUCUACGCAGCCCACGGCCUCGCAGUCUGAGGAACCGCAGGCGCAUGCGCCGGUCACAUGGGCGGGCCCGCCGCUUGAUACAAUUCCUGCGACGCCGUCGGUGCUGGAUGGUCCUCCGAAGGUCAAUGGGGCCACACCCAACGGAUCGCCUGCUGCACCGCAGUUCCAGCGCUUAGCAUCGGCAGAUGUGUUCAGCUCCACACCAGUCGCCGCACCGGCCACGCCACCACCAAACACCGAGCCACCUACGCCCACGCGUGCUACACGUCGCACCCCUGAACCUCCAACGCCUACGCGUUCAGCUCUCAAGGGAGCUCCAUCUUCGUCUGCCGUCUCUCCCCCGUUGUCCCCUCCACCACGAUCGCCUGCGCGACCAAAAACUGCGAGUGGGGCGGAGCGCGCAUCAAGGCAUACCAGUACGAUUGCAGCACCCAUGCCCAAGCCGCCAUCCAGUCCUAGUGCUUCAAAAGCGGCUGCGUUGAGCGAUAGCGAGGCUGCACACAACUCCAAGAAAGAACAUCGGCAUUCACAUCAUACGCGCGAUCUCAUAGAUAAGCUACGACCGCAUAGUGCGCACGGGCAUGCAGGGGAGCAGCAUGGACACGGCUUCGGGCACGGACAUCGACCAAGUACGAGUAUCGGUGCACCGAGCGUGCCGAGUAUACCUGCCAGUGCGACGCCGCCACCUCCCCUCAGUAGUGCUAAUCCCGCAUCAAGUCCCCCAAGCACAAUACCGCAUGAGCAUGAGAAGGAGAAGGCCAAGGCUGGCUUCAAGCGUGCGGCUCGGAAGCUCAGUUUGACGGGCGCGAUGUUUGGGCUGGGGAAGGACAAGGACAAGGAGAGGCGGACGAGGCCACCUAGUGCGUAUCUUACGCCUGGUACACCGCGAUGA
Molecule: messenger RNA, 3030 nt
Organism: Peniophora sp. CBMAI 1063
Lineage: Eukaryota; Fungi; Basidiomycota; Agaricomycetes; Russulales; Peniophoraceae
Source: the annotation of a GenBank genome assembly